This is a messenger RNA of Ceraceosorus guamensis, 1251 nucleotides long. RefSeq names its product Phosphoribosylformimino-5-aminoimidazole carboxamide ribotide isomerase. The record is from RefSeq and is a predicted model, not a curated record. Lineage: Eukaryota; Fungi; Basidiomycota; Exobasidiomycetes; Ceraceosorales; Ceraceosoraceae. Bases 101 to 982 code for a protein of 293 amino acids. Gene Ontology annotation, biological process: L-histidine biosynthetic process; L-tryptophan biosynthetic process. The transcript is spliced from 5 exons. Gene Ontology annotation, cellular component: cytoplasm. Gene Ontology annotation, molecular function: 1-(5-phosphoribosyl)-5-[(5-phosphoribosylamino)methylideneamino]imidazole-4-carboxamide isomerase activity.
UGGCUCGUUCCCAGGCGCGGAGCGGGCAAGCACAUCUCUUCCCUCAACACCUCCACGAUGGCCCACGCAUGAUAGUCCAUCAGUCUCCACAUCGAGCAUCAUGAGCGGACAAGCAUCGCUUGCGGCUACCGCUUCAUCGAGCACACGGCCGGUAGAAGCGGGUAAAAGGAGCCUGUUCCGACCUUGCAUCGACCUGCACGGAGGAGUGGUCAAACAAAUCGUAGGGGGCAGUCUUCGAGACGACCAAGCAGCUGACGGCCAAGGGCGCACGGCAAAGCAAGACGCUGCUCUGCGCACAAACUUUACGUCCACCUUUUCUUCUGCCCACUAUGCAAAGCUGUACAGGCAGCACGACCUCAGGGGUGGACACGUCAUCAUGCUCGGGCCUGGUAAUGCGGAUGCCGCCCGAGAGGCUUUGCGGGAAUGGCCGGGAGGAUUGCAAGUGGGAGGAGGCAUCAACGAGUCCAAUGCCAAGCAGUGGGUGGCUGAUGGCGCCGAAAAGAUCAUCGUCACAUCCUACCUCUUUCCUGACUGCAAGUUCUCACUGUCCAGGCUUCAAGCGUUGGUAGACCUUGUGGGAAAAGAUCGAAUCGUCGUUGAUCUGAGCUGCCGAAAGCGGGGCUCGGAAUGGAUCGUUGCGAUGAACCGCUGGCAAGAUCUCACGGAUCUGCGCAUCAAUCAGCAAAGCAUCAGCAUGCUCUCGCAGCAUUGCAGCGAAUUCUUGAUUCACGCUGCCGACGUGGAAGGACUUUGUCAAGGCAUCGACGAGCAGCUUGUGCGAUCUCUCGGGCAGUGGACCGAUAUUCCCACAACGUAUGCCGGGGGAGCGAGGCACAUUCAGGACCUCGAGUUGGUGCACGAGUCAUCUGGCGGCAAGAUCGAUCUCACUUUCGGCAGUGCGCUGGACAUAUUCGGGGGAAAGGGAGUAAAGCUGAAGGAGCUGGUGGAGUGGAAUGUAAGAGGGAGCGUUCAAUCAGAGUAGACCGCAUGAAUGAAGAUGCGUCGAGGAGAAAAGAUCGUGAGAUUGAUCGCUGCCCUCAAAGGCUGUUAAGCGGUGAUCCAGUCGGCAAGAGCCGCGUGCAGCCGCGUGCAAGCGACAAAUGUCCGACGCAGAUCACUUGACAUUCGUGUUGAGAAGCUAUCUGCCACUUUGGCAAGACGGUCUGAAUAGUCGCUUCUCAGCACAUUACGUUGGGUGAUGUGUUCGAUUCUGCGGCUUCUCUAAUUGCACGCGCCGCAGAUUCGCACCCU